AUGGAUUGGACGGUCUUGUGUGGAAGUGACGGCUCAACUGAGAGCAACAUCAAAAUGGUUCCUCGAUCGUACGUUGCUUUAAGUCAUGUUUGGGGCACCAACCCUGAUUGGAGAAGCAAAUUGUUUGGAGAUAGUCCAAGACCUGAAUGGGCUAAAGAUGCAUAUUUACGGGAACUUAUGGAUGCAACACUUAGGAGGUAUCGCAUAAGACUAGUUUGGACGGACUUUUGCGCUAUGCCAUUGUAUACAAUGUCUAAUGAAGAAGUCACUAAGCGUCUAAGAAUGAUGGCUCAGGUUUAUGCUGACGCUGAGACUGUCUUGGUGCCAGCAAUAUUUCAAGAGUGCCCGAUUGGCAACUACAAGUUGCUUUAUGCAGCUUACUUAAAUUGCAGGGACAAAGUAUCUAAAGUUGUGGGCAGGCAGGCAACGAUCGCCCUGGUAAAACUUGCAAAACAACUGUAUAACUCCAAGUGGUGGACCAGACUGUGGACGCUGCAAGAAGGAAUUUUGGCGUCUCAAAUUCAGGGGUAUUGCAGUUCCUGCAGGUCUAUGCACCGACUCUACGGUGAGGUGGGAGGAGAAUCUGGUAUCUGUGAUGUUAUAUCGAUCUUUGUCGACUGGUCCUCGAAUGAUGAAGUUACUUUAGACAUUCGGCCACCAGACGUUAAAGAAAACAUAUCGCAAGCUGUGUCUGCUAUUCACCGACUUUAUAAACUGCGAAAUCGGGGUAGCGAACACUGGAUUCGAGAUUUGCUCGCGGAAGCCAGCUUGCGCAAUGUAUCCGUCAUUCAUGAUCGAGUUAUCGCCAUUUCUGCCGUACUCGAUUUACGUAAUUUUGACACGUCAUGGUCCUACGAGAUGCUUCUCAAAGCAUUAGCUGAUAGAUUGGAAUCAAGUGGUGAUAUAGAUAAAAUGUUUAUUGUUCCUGGCCCAACUUGUGGAGCUUACGGAUUUUGUUGGGUGGCCGGUCAAACGGAAACCGGUUGGUAUUCUCGCAACAUGGUGGGCACCCUUUCCAUCACGAGACAGGAUUACGGGAUUUCACUGAAAUGUUACCCCGUUACCUUGCUGCCAGAAUAUGAGGUUGUGAACCAAGGAAAGAGCGUAUUCUCGUUUACCUCGGCCUUGUUCAAAAUCGUCCCAGAGCAAGACAUUAGGCGGUGGUACAAGAGCAUAAACGGUAUUAAAGAUGCCCAAGAGCUGUUCAAUGUCACCAAGAAGUGGCAUGCUGCAAAGUGGAUUGAGGAUCUGACAGGAACAGGCUACUCUCCAAUUAUCGCCUCGGCCACAACCGGUGACGGAUUUUCCGCCAACGUCAGAAGCAUCGUACAAGUUCAGCAGCUACAUAAUGCGGCCGGCAUAACCAGUGAAGUGAUAGUAAACGACAAGGUUUUGUGCAAGAUGUCUGCGGUUGGAGGUAUCGUGCCUGUCGUAUUACACAGGCCGUUAAGAGAAGGAGAAUUGGCAGUACUGGUUAACAGCUCUAUAAACGAGCCAGGAAAACUGUUAAUGAUUAUAAGGAGAGCUGCGAAUGGCUCAUAUAUCCGGCAGCAUGCGACACAGAACCGUCAUGAACUGGCUCUAAGGAACAGCAACACAACCGAUGGACGCUAUAUAAUCGCGACAAUCCCAGGAGAGUUUGGUCUUGGCAACCGGUUUCCAAAUCUGGUGAAUGGAUUUGUGUUGUCGCUUCUUACCAAUCGAACACUCUUCCUCGAACUGCCCGACGUCAUGUCUUCGGUCUGGAAGUUUAGUCUCGACUUUGAAAUAGGCAACCGAGCACGACCUACGGAUACUGUCAGGAUAAUACAUGAAACCGAAAAGGAUACCUUUGCUAUUUCGACGACGGAAAAUCUAUCGGCUUACUACGAUGCUCCUGAGCGUGGUGGUGUUAGAACGUGGACUAUGCACGGCAUCGAUUACUAUAUCCCGUUUUGGCAAGCCAAUCCUUCGUAUCGUCAAAAACUCGACGAAAUCUUUCCAGACGGUCGAGUGGCUUACCAUGUACUAAGAAAAGUCGUAAACCUCAACUCAAAGCUCCAGCAAAUACUAUCCACCCAUGAAGCCUCCAAUUUCCGACCAUAUAUGGUUGGAAUCCAUGUCAGAGCUCAUAAAGUACAAAGCAUAGCACCAAUGAGAACAUACUCCUUGGUAGCACUAGAGCUUGCUGCUGUAUCUGAUGUCGCUCCAAUUGAUGUUGGCUUCCAUCUUGCUACAGACGACGAGAGUAAGAGAGGCGAGCUAAGUACAUGGCUAGGCGGCCGAGCAACGUAUCUGCCAAUCAAUUUCAGUAUGGAAAAUGCUGUUGGAAAUCCAGGUGGUACUACAGAAGACGGUGCGCUAGAUUUCAUUGCUCUGGCAAUCAGCAAUGUUGUGAUUACAACAUUUGCGUCUAGUUUUGGCCAAUGGGCUGCAGCAAUGAAUGGAAACCCAUAUGUCAUUGUUGGUGUAGGGCUUACUGAUUUUAAGGAUAUCAGAGCUGUGACAAGUUGGAGGACAAACGUGGCAGAACCUUGCACUUUUAGUAUGAAAUCGUUUGUGGGGAGUCCAGAAGCUAAAUCGUAUGAUUUAGAAUUGUUAAUGUCAGAAUAUCUUAGUGCUCUCGCUGCUGGAAAUCUCACUACAAUAGAAGAAAGCAGAAGGGACAGAGCGGUUGCACUACUGCUGACUUCCAAACACUAUCUUCAUCAUUCGCAAUGUCACUACUAG
This is a messenger RNA of Synchytrium microbalum, 2709 nucleotides long. RefSeq lists its product as uncharacterized. The record is from RefSeq and is a predicted model, not a curated record. The transcript is spliced from 4 exons. Bases 1 to 2709 code for a protein of 902 amino acids. NCBI's taxonomy places the organism in Eukaryota, Fungi, Chytridiomycota, Chytridiomycetes, Synchytriales, Synchytriaceae.